Molecule: messenger RNA, 2232 nt
Organism: Oncorhynchus kisutch (coho salmon)
Lineage: Eukaryota; Metazoa; Chordata; Actinopteri; Salmoniformes; Salmonidae
Product: piggyBac transposable element-derived protein 4-like
Exons: 6
Coding region: 1-2232 (743 amino acids)
Source: RefSeq, a predicted model, not a curated record
AUGGUUGGAGACACGGUCCGUGUUUGGAGGAUAUUAUUCUUUAACCCUCCUGUUGUCUCGGCGGGUCAGAGUGACCCCGGGCAGGGUUACGAGUUGAUCCCCCGUGUCUGUGUGGGUCAGAGUGACCCCGGGCAGGGUUACGAGUUGAUCACCCGUGUCUGUGUGGGUCAGAGAGACCCUGGCAGCCUUAGCAAGAGUGACCCCGGCAGCCUUAUCAAGGUGUAUGUCGUAAGCCUCCUACCCCUGUCUGGGCCGGGUCAUAGUGACCCCGGCCAGCGUUACGAGUUGAUUCCCCCCCUGUCUGUGUGGGCCGCCGUAGAGAGGCUACUAAUAUUGUCAGGAAGAAGAAGAAGGAAGAAGAAGGAAGAAGAAGAAGACGAGGACAACGACGAGGAGGAAUACGACCCCGCCGAGCGUGAGCCCUCCGCCUACGACUGUAAGCCGGCCGUCCUGGAACAGAUAUCCUCCAGUGUCGACCAAGAAGACGAGGAAGACUACAUGGAAUCCGAAGAGGAGGACGUUUCGGAAGAUGAAGACGAGCGAGAGGGAGAGCGAGAGGGAGACACGGCCGCUGCCCGAGAGCGAGACACAGCCAGAGAGCCAGAGCGAGACAGAGAGGACGCGGCGGCAGCCGCCCGAGCCCAAAGGGAGACGUUGCUGUCAAAGAACGGCAAAAUCAAAUGGUCCUCCGUGGCCUAUCGCGGCCCGGACCGGCCCCGCGCCAUCCGCCGCCCCGGCUCCAUCGUGACGCCGGGCCCCACGGCCUACGCCGCGUCGCGAGCGCUCGACAUCGAGUCCGCCUUCCGGCUGUUUGUCACACCGGCGAUAGAAAGGAUCAUUGUGGACAUGACAAAUCUGCAGGGGGUGAGAAAAUACGGCGACGGCUGGCGACCCAUGGACUCCACCGACCUGCGCGCCUACGUAGGGCUGCUGAUCCUAGCCGGCGUCUACAGGUCCCGAGGCGAGGCCGCGGCCAGCCUGUGGGACGCCGAGAGCGGCAGGACCGUGUUCCGCGCCACCAUGCCGCUCAAGGUGUUUCACAAGUACUCGAGGCUGCUGCGAUUCGACGACCGCCAGUCGAGACCCGCCAGACUCGCCACCGACAGACUGGCGGCCAUAAGAGAGGUAUGGGACCUGUGGGAGGAGCGGCUGCCGGCCCUCUACAACCCGGGGCCCGACCUGACGGUGGACGAACAACUGGUCCCGUUCAGAGGACGCUGUCCUUUCCGGCAGUACAUUCCCAGCAAGCCGGCCAAAUACGGCAUCAAGUCGUGGGUGGCCUGCGACGCCAAGUCCAGCUACGCUUGGAAGAUGCAAGUCUACACCGGCAAGGCGGCCGGCGGAGGCCCCGAGAAGAACCAGGGCGCCCGCGUCGUCCUCGAUCUGACCGAGGGACUGCCGGGCGGUCACAACGUCACGUGUGACAAUUUCUUCACCUCCUACGAACUGGGCCAGCGGCUCCUCGAGAGGAACCUCACCAUGGUGGGCACGGUGAGAAAGAACAAGGCCGAGCUCCCGCCCGCGCUGCUCCAGUCAAAGGGCAGACAGGUCCUGUCCUCCAGGUUCGCCUUCACGCCCACCGCCACUCUAGUGUCCUACCUGGCAAAGAGAAAUAAGAACGUGCUACUUCUGAGCACGCUGCACGCGGAGCCCGACGUUAGCGAUCGCCGCGACCGGAAGCCGGCCCUCAUCCUAGACUACAACUGCAACAAGGGCGGCGUGGACAACCUAGACAAGGUGGUCGGGACCUACAGCUGCAGACGGAUGACCGCCCGCUGGCCCCUGGUCAUCUUCCACAACAUCCUCGACGUGUCCUCCUACAACGCCUUUGUCAUAUGGCGAGAGAUCAAGCCCGACUGGAUGCCUGGGAAGCGGAACAAGAGGAGGGUGUUCCUGGAGCAGCUCGGAAAGGCACUCGUGAAGCCCUUGAUACAAAGAAGGCAGCGGCUCCCCCGCACCCAAGCCGCGUCCGCACUUGUCAAAGUCCUACAGAGUGCCACCGCCGAGGCUCGUCCGCCAGCCCGGGAGCAAGCCGCUGGCCCGGCCGCCGCCGCCCCAGCCGCCCCGCCGGUGGCGAGUAAGAGGAAGAGGUGUCAGCUCUGCCCACCCAAGAAGGACGCCAAGACCUACACCGCGUGCUGUAGGUGUAACAAAUACAUCUGCAAAGGCUGUUCACACGCAUACUGUCAAACUUGUGCCCACUGGGCCUUUAGCCAAGACGGGACAGGGUGA